AUGGAGUUCUUAGGCAUGAAGGUCUCGGCAAAAGGCAUUCUGCCUUCUGAUUCAAAGGUUAAAGCGAUCAAGGAUUGGCCUGUUCCCACUAAUGUGCAAGAGGUUCAUCAAUUUAUUGGUUUGGCUUCCCAUUACCGAAGGUUCAUCCGUCAAUUCUCGUCUGUGGCAGCCCCUCUAACUGAACUUACUAAGAGUACUGGUUCUAAACGUCGUGGCAUUGUCUGGAGUCAGGAGUGUCAAAAAGCUUUUGAUCAAUUGAAAUUCUUAUUGACUCAUGCUCCCUGUCUACAACCUCCUGAUGUGACUAAACCAUAUAUCAUUGAGACAGAUAGCUCUGACUUUGGUUGUGGUGCGGUACUUUUGCAAAAAGAUGAUCAAGGCGUUUUACAUCCUUUGGCAUUCGAAUCUAAGAAAUUUUCUAUGGCUUAA
This is a messenger RNA of Mucor velutinosus, 429 nucleotides long. RefSeq lists its product as uncharacterized. Lineage: Eukaryota; Fungi; Mucoromycota; Mucoromycetes; Mucorales; Mucoraceae. Bases 1 to 429 code for a protein of 142 amino acids. The record is from RefSeq and is a predicted model, not a curated record. The transcript has a single exon.